Messenger RNA from Alosa alosa (allis shad), 934 nucleotides. RefSeq names its product thioredoxin-like 4A (gene txnl4a). The record is from RefSeq and is a predicted model, not a curated record. Gene Ontology annotation, cellular component: U5 snRNP; U4/U6 x U5 tri-snRNP complex; spliceosomal complex. Gene Ontology annotation, biological process: mRNA splicing, via spliceosome. The coding region runs from base 372 to 800 and encodes 142 amino acids. The transcript is spliced from 4 exons. NCBI's taxonomy places the organism in Eukaryota, Metazoa, Chordata, Actinopteri, Clupeiformes, Clupeidae.
GUUAAGAGUAUGUUGUUACAUGGGUAUUUUUAUGUAUUGUAUAAUUGUAUGUAUUGUAUAAUUGUGUAUAAUUAUUAUGUAGCUUGUUUCUAACAUUUAUUUCACCAGACAAACACAGAGUAGGCCGAGAUACCGUUUAAUUGGCCAUGCUAGCUAACGUUGGCGUUACUUGGAUAUCGAUAGCUUUUUGAUGAGCUGACCAUUACAGGAAAGUCUUCAAAAAACAUGAAAAACAUGUUUCAUUCUAUUUUAUAUGUAUCAAACUGAUAGUCUGUCUGAAAUUCCGUGACAUUUUCUUCUGUUGGACCGAUUCAACCAGACUAUUAUCUAUUGGACAAGAAACGAAAUGAGUGUCUUCUACCUGAGUGAAUAUGUCUUAUAUGCUUCCUCAUCUACACAAUGGCUGGCAAGUGGACCAGGCCAUUCUCUCUGAGGAGGACCGUGUUCUAGUUAUUAGGUUCGGACACGACUGGGACCCAACUUGUAUGAAAAUGGAUGAAGUGCUUUACAGUAUUGCUGAAAAGGUGAAAAACUUUGCCGUCAUAUAUCUGGUUGACAUCACAGAGGUUCCGGAUUUUAACAAGAUGUACGAGUUGUACGAUCCAUGUACAGUCAUGUUCUUUUUCAGGAACAAGCACAUUAUGAUUGAUUUGGGCACAGGCAACAACAACAAGAUCAACUGGACUAUGGAGGACAAGCAAGAAAUGAUUGACAUUGUUGAAACUGUAUACAGAGGAGCAAGAAAAGGAAGAGGUCUUGUUGUAUCUCCAAAAGACUAUUCAACAAAAUACAGAUACUGACCUUUCUUCUUUCUAUUUCAUCUGAACAGGGGAGUUUGUACUUUUCCCAUUGUACAGUUGCCAUUGUAGUGCAAUUUCUGACCAUUUCUCUGUUGCAUUUGACUGUGAUAUUAAAUGUCUUUGUUUUACACAUA